Xiphophorus maculatus (southern platyfish) is the source of this 1631-nucleotide messenger RNA. RefSeq names its product cathepsin L1-like. Gene Ontology annotation, biological process: immune response. Bases 62 to 1069 code for a protein of 335 amino acids. The record is from RefSeq and is a predicted model, not a curated record. The transcript is spliced from 8 exons. Gene Ontology annotation, cellular component: lysosome. Gene Ontology annotation, molecular function: cysteine-type endopeptidase activity. NCBI's taxonomy places the organism in Eukaryota, Metazoa, Chordata, Actinopteri, Cyprinodontiformes, Poeciliidae.
GUUUUACAAGACAUCAGCCUCUUCGUCACUUAAUCAUCUUCUGCAGCGAAGAAGCCGCGCCAUGUUGCCUCUGCUCGUUUUGAUGCUGUGGGUGAACACAGUCCUGUCGGCCAUGACGACCGACCCAACGCUGGAUCAGCACUGGGAGCUGUGGAAGAACCGCUACAGUAAAACCUACAAUAAGACAGAGGAAGGUUGGAGGCGGAUGGUGUGGGAGAAAAACCUGAAGAAGAUCGAGCUGCACAACCUGGAGCAGUCCAUGGGGAAACACUCCUUCACCCUGGGGAUGAACCACUUUGGGGACUUGACUAACGAGGAGUUCAGGCAGAUGAUGAACGGCUACAAACCCAGAGCAGAGAAAAAGGUCAACGGGUCAUUGUUCAUGAAGCCCAACUUCCUGAAUGUCCCAUCUUCUGUGGACUGGAGGGAGAGCGGCUACGUCACACCUGUCAAGUACCAGGGCGGGUGUGGCUCCUGCUGGGCUUUCAGUGCCACCGGGGCCAUGGAGGGCCAGCUCUACAGAAUGACCGGCAGACUCGUGUCUCUGAGUGAGCAGAACCUGGUGGACUGUUCACGACCUGAGGGGAACGAAGGCUGCAGCGGUGGGUGGAUGGACCGUGCCUUUCAGUACGUUUUAGACAACGGAGGUCUUGACUCAGAGUCUUCCUACCCGUACAUGGGAGUGGACAUGCCAUGCCACUAUGAUCCCAGGUACAGCGUCAUCAGCCUUGCAGGAUACGCCGACGUCCUCAGUGGCAGCGAGGCAUCUCUGAUGGAGGCCGUGGGCUCUGUGGGGCCAGUUUCCGUUGCCAUUGACGCCGGUCAUACGUCUUUCCAGUUUUACCAGUCAGGCAUCUACAGUGAACAGGACUGCAGCAGCCUGGACCUGGACCACGGCGUGCUGGUGGUGGGUUAUGGCACAGCGCAAAGUCUCCUUUCUGAUGCAAAUUACUGGAUCGUCAAGAACAGCUGGGGCUCCAGCUGGGGUGACAACGGCUACAUCUACAUGUCUAAAGACAACAACAACAACUGCGGCAUCGCCACCGCUGCCAGCUACCCUCUGAUCUGAUGAGCAUCCUCACAUCGGAGCACGUUGCACUGCUGGUCUGUUUCCUUGGCCUGAAAGUGGAAAAUAAGUUUAUAAAAUCUUUAAUGAGGGGAAAAAGUACUUGAUGAUUGGGCUUUUGUUUAUUUGGUUUUACUGACUGAUAUUUCUUUAUUUGUUUUCAAAGUUAUUAAUGGUAAAUUUGAGCGUGAUUCUUUUCUUUUUUUAUGUAAUCAAUAAACGUUGUAAACCAACAUCUGUCCAGACUGAUGUUUCUACCUUAUAGUUUCUUAUAAAUGGUUGCAACAAAAGAAAAGAAACUUCAGAGUAAUGCAUCAUGGCAACAAAAAAAAGAAAGGACAAACGUGUAAAACCCAAUUUUACCACUUAACAUUAACAUUUAAAUAUUUGGAGUUUAUUACAAGUCAAAUUUAAAAUCUUGUUUACAAAGCCGACAUACAUUUAGUUUUAUCCAAAAAGAAAAAAAAAAAGUCUGAAUCUUUCAGGUGAUAAAACAUCAGUUGAUGGAAAACGUAAUAUCCAACACAUUCAGCUUUUAUGAGAACUUCUUCACAAACGACAGGUA